This is a messenger RNA of Brenthis ino (lesser marbled fritillary), 2562 nucleotides long. The record is from the annotation of a GenBank genome assembly. Lineage: Eukaryota; Metazoa; Arthropoda; Insecta; Lepidoptera; Nymphalidae.
AUGAGGCCCUACUCGUCACAAACAGAGAAAAAGUACAUUUCCUUUAACAUAUUUAUUUUAGUUAACAAAGUCAAAAAUGUAAAGAUAUCUAAAGAAGCCACACAUCUAUAUUCAAGAAAAAUCCAUUUAUUGGCCGGUAACAACAGUAUGACGACAAACAGCAAAUUUGCGCUCCCAGUGAGCAGUGAUGAUAACAUGAGUGUAUUCUCAGUCAUUUAUAGAUUUUUCAAAAAGGUUGCAAUUGUGGGCGCAGUGUACUUAAUUGGUUAUAUGCAAUGGAGCGUCGCCUGGUUGAUCGGUCCUGUGAUAUUAUCAGUGAUGAGAGACCAAUGGCGAAAAGAAAGCGAAUAUCGACGUAAUCUCGCCAAAACUGCUGCUACGUCUUCCGAGAAAGAUAUCAUUCUCGCGCGACUCGAUGAUCUCCCAGCUUGGGUAUUCUUUCCUGAUGUAGAGAGAGCAGAAUGGCUGAACAGAAUUCUGCUACAAGUUUGGCCCAACGUAAAUCAUUAUGCGAGAACACUCUUGAAGGAAUCUAUAGAGCCGGCUGUGGCUGAGAGUUUAUCUAAUUUAAAACUAAAUGGUUUUAAAUUCGAGAGGAUGAUACUCGGUACUAUUGCGCCGCGCGUCGGAGGCGUCAAAGUAUACGAUAAGAACCUUUCUAGAGAUGAAAUCAUCAUGGAUAUUGACUUAUUUUAUGCUGGCGACUGCGAUAUCUCAUUUGUCCUCCAGCGCAUUCGUGGAGGCAUUAAGGACCUUCAGAUCCACGGAAUGAUGCGCGUGGUGAUGAAGCCCCUGAUCACCAAGAUGCCGCUGGUGGGCGGCCUGCAGGUGUUCUUCCUCAACAAUCCGUCCAUUGACUUCAACCUCGUGGGCGCCGCCGAUGUCCUCGACAUGCCUGGCUUUAGUGAUAUACUGCGUAGAUGUAUUGUAGAACAAAUAGCGAAAAUGAUGGUGCUCCCGAACAAGCUGCCUAUUAAAUUAAGUGAUGAAAUCCCUACUGUAGACCUGCGCAUGCCUGAACCAGAAGGUGUCCUUCGAAUUCACCUAGUACAAGCUCAGAAUCUAAUGAAAAAAGAUAUUUCUAUGCUGGGCAAGGGUAAGUCUGAUCCUUACGCCAUCAUUACUGUAGGCGCCCAGCAGUGGAAGACCAAGCACAUCGACAACAACAUCAACCCGCGUUGGGAGUAUUGGUGUGAGGCGCGUAUAAUGCAAACGUUGGGGCAAACGUUGGAUGUUGAAGUAUUCGACAAGGAUGAAGGCAACGAUGACGACAAGCUGGGCAGGUGUUCUUUGGACAUCUCUCAAGUUGUGCGCGCGGGUCGCUUAGAUACGUGGCAAACACUUCAGCAAGCUAAAUCUGGGAAAGUACAUUUACGUUUGUCUUGGCAUCGCUUAUCCACUGACCUCAUGGAUCUCAGCCAUGCCCUCACUGAAACUCAACUGGUGAAAAACGCAGAGCUCAGUUCGGCGGUGGUCUCCGUGUAUAUUGAUUCGUGCAAGAAUUUACCUAACGCGCGCGCGCAGUCGCGGCCCGACCCCUACCUCACGGUGACGCUCGGCAAGAAGACUGAGAACACCGCGGUGCAGAUGCGCACCGACAGCCCCGUGUAUGAGAUCGGGUACUCCUUCCUCGUGCAGAACCCUGAGAUCGAUGUGCUCGAGAUAAAGGUUAUAGAUCAAAAGACAGGCAACCAGCUCGGACAGCUGAGCUAUGCGAUAUCGGGGCUGUUGAAACAAAACAGUCUCACUAUGCUGAACCAGCCAAUGAACCUACAGAAAUCUGGACCAGAGUCUAAGAUUAUUCUGGCGCUACAAUUAAAGAUCCUUAAAGAGGCAGUAAAGGAGGAAGACAUAGACGAUGAGACAGUGUCUCUAGCGCCCAGCGAGCCCGAGCGCGCGCCCCCGGCGCCCGUGGAGCCGCCCUCCGAAGCUAUUGACGGACUUUCUAUUCCACCAGUUAUAGAACCAAUAAAACCACCUUCGAACGCAGAACUCAAAGACAUUCAGGACGCACUUCCAAAUGUAGAUAACAAGUCUGAAAACUCCAUUCCUGUUGAACAAAUCAUUAAGGAAGUUGAUGUACCUCCCGAGAGUCAGCCCGAACGUGAUUCUCCUAAAUUGAUUCACAGAACUUCUUCAUUGACUACAUCUGCAGGUGAAGCGGGCCUGGGACGCAUUUUACUGUCUCUUCGCUACAGCAUGCAAAAUCAAAUUCUUUAUGUUGUGGUACAUAAAAUCAUGAACAUACCUCUAAAGGACCCAGCCAAUGUGCCCGACCCUUAUGUAAAAUUGUACUUAUUGCCUGGACGCUCUAAAGACUCCAAACGCAAGACGCUUGUUGUGAAAGACAACUGCAUGCCAGAGUACGACGAGCAGUUUGAGUGGGGGAUCCCCCUCGCCGAGCUGCACUCGCGCCAACUGGAAGUCACCGUCGCCACACACAAGGGCUUCCUCGGUGGGAGCCCCGUUAUUGGUCAGGUAAUAGUGCAUCUCAACCAGUACGACUUCCGUGAAGCUAAGACCAUGUGGUUUGAUCUUUUGCCUGAAACUUCUCCAAAAGAA